CUCGGCUCUCGCUAACGUUUCUCGCGAGAGGCACAACACCAUCGGCAAUCUCUCCUAUCGUGACGCGGAGUAAGGAAACAUAUCUCUACGGGAGCGUUCUUCGGUAUGCCGCAUCAUAUUGCUGUUCUUCCGGAAGGCGUGAUCUCUGCAUUGGUGGGUCAAUUGAAUGCUUGUAAUGGAGGAUUUGGAGCAAGAGAGCGACGUUUCCUGAUGCUACCGCAUCCACGCACAGGUCUUCCAACUCUAUUCUUGCCCGUUCUUUCCGAGAAUAACGCGAAGGAUGAGAUUCUCGAAGUGCAAGCAAUCUCACCUUCGAAACCGCGCUCAUGGUUCAUGCCUGAAGGUGAGGUGGUAGAUGAUGGAAAGCUGCUCCUGCUGACUCCCAUCGACCCUUCAUUCCUGUUGAUAUCUGUUCUCCAAUCCACUCAACCGACGGACGGGUCGUCUGGAAAUUAUCGGUCAUUGGACGAUAUCUUCGAGGAUGCUGCCUCCAAAAUAGCGGAGGCACAGCCCCGAAGCCUUGAACAGGCAGCAUCGUGCUCGGUCGAUGACAUUCUUCAGCUCAUGUCGCUAGCAUGCAUACAGAACGCUAUGAGAUGUAUCUGUAAAUUUAAGAAGGUCGCAACAGACAUCAUAGUCUAUAGAUAUUCACACGAAAAGGCGAUUGAAUAUCUCCACACCAAAGUCGCCCGUUUAGCGAAGCCAGAGAUAUGUGAAGUCUCGAAGACCGUAAUCCGGCAGUUGGCGAAGGACGGCUUGAUGGAUGACGAGAAGGAAACUCUGCUCCAUUCUGCAAGAGUCAAAGCUGCCUGCGACUUAGUUUCACAAUACAUCUCGCCUGAAACUUACUCUUCGUUGCUUGCGAAAUUCGACUUUGCUGAGUUACAAUCAUAUCUGCAAGCCAUUCAGACCGAACAAGCGGCCGCAGCAGCUGAGGCAACGAAUAGCGGGAAUGCGAAGAAAAGCAAGAGCAAGAAUGGCGAUACAGCUGAGAAGAAACGCAAGGCGCAGAGUAAAGCUUCGCAAGGAGUCGAGAAGCUGAAGAAAGCGAAUGUUAAGGGAAUGGCGAAGAUCUCGAGCUUCUUCCAGAAACCUGAUCAAUGAAUCGGUGAAAGAGACCGAGUUGUUCGUACCCAGAGACUGUCCACACAUAUACCACAGCACAUAGUCUACGAGUGGAACGAGGGAAAUGCAAGUAGUAUAUGUAUACACCAUUUAUGCAGUCGACUUCACGU
This is a messenger RNA of Laetiporus sulphureus 93-53, 1235 nucleotides long. RefSeq lists its product as uncharacterized. Gene Ontology annotation, cellular component: nucleoplasm; ribonuclease H2 complex. The record is from RefSeq and is a predicted model, not a curated record. Gene Ontology annotation, biological process: ribonucleotide metabolic process; RNA catabolic process. Bases 106 to 1104 code for a protein of 332 amino acids. Lineage: Eukaryota; Fungi; Basidiomycota; Agaricomycetes; Polyporales; Laetiporaceae. The transcript has 8 exons.